This is a messenger RNA of Penaeus vannamei (Pacific white shrimp), 2262 nucleotides long. The record is from RefSeq and is a predicted model, not a curated record. NCBI's taxonomy places the organism in Eukaryota, Metazoa, Arthropoda, Malacostraca, Decapoda, Penaeidae.
AUGGUUGAGGUUCUAUUCCGCUACACUGGAUAUUUAGUCUUAGAAAAGAUUAAAUUUAGAUUCUAUAUAAAAGGACCUUCGAGUCCUGUAGAUUCGGUGGUGAACGUCUGGAAGCACGGACAAAGCGGUGUGUUUAGAGGCUGGGUGACCUCUUCUGACACAUCUCGGGGUCACAUGCGAGAGGUACAUGAGCCUCAGCAAGGAGAGUUGCAUUGCCAGAACAUGCACUUGAAGGGGAAUUGGACAGUGGCAGACAGUCAGAUGGACAGAGCCAGAUACAUACACACUCAGAUGUAUACAGACAAACAGGACCAACAACCGCAACAAAAUCACAAUCACCAUCACCGUCAUCAGCAGCAGCAGCGACGGCGCAGACAACAGGACCAACAACCGCAACAAAAUCACAAUCACCAUCACCACCAACAACCCCGAGCAGACAACAGGACCAACAACCGCAACAAAAUCACAAUCACCAUCACCGUCAUCAGCAGCAGCAGCGACGGCGGCCCAGGACAACAGGACCAACAACCGCAACAAAAUCACAAUCACCAUCACCACCAACCAACCACCGAGCAGACAACAGGACCAACAACCGCAACAAAAUCACAAUCACCAUCACCGUCAUCAGGCAGCAGCAGCGACGGCGCAGACAACAGGACCAACAACCGCAACAAAAAUCACAAUCACCAUCACCACCAACAACCCCGAGCAGACAACAGGACCAACAACCGCAACAAAAUCACAAUCACCAUCACCGUCAUCAGCAGCAGCAGCGACGGCGCAGACAACAGGACCAACAACCGCAACAAAAUCACAAUCACCAUCACCACCAACAACCCCGAGCAGACAACAGGACCAACACCGCCAACAAAAUCACAAUCACCAUCACCGUCAUCAGCAGCAGCAGCGACGGCGCAGACAACAGGACCAACAACCGCAACAAAAUCACAAUCACCAUCACCACCAACAAAACCCGAGCAGACAACAGGACCAACAACCGCCAACAAAAUCACAAAUCACAUCACCGUCAUCACAGCAGCAGCGACGGCGCAGACAACAGGACCAAACAACCGCAACAAAAUCACAAUCACCAUCACCACAACCCCGAGCAGACAACAGGACCAACAACCGCAACAAAAUCACAAAUCACCAUCACCGUCAUCAGCAGCAGCAGCGAGCGGCGCAGACAACAGGACCACAACCGCAACAAAAUCACAAUCACCAUCACCACAACACCCCCGAGCAGACAACAGGACCAACAACCGCAACAAAAUCACAAUCACCAUCACCGUCAUCAGCAGCAGCAGCGACGGCGCAGACAACAGGACCAACAAACGCAACAAAAACACAAUCACCAUCACCACCAACAACCCCGAGCAGACAACAGGACCAACAACCGCAACAAAAUCACAAUCACCAUCACCGUCAUCAGCAGCAGCAGCGACGGCGCAGACAACAGGACCAACAACCGCAACAAAAUCACAAUCACAUCACACCAACAACCCCGAGCAGACAACAGGACCACAACCGCAACAAAAUCACAAUCACCAUCACCACCCAACAAAACCGCCGAGCAGACAACAGGACAACAACCGCAACAAAAAUCACAAUCACCAUCACCAUCAUCAGCAGCAGCAGCGACGGCGCAGACAACAGGACCAACAACCGCAACAAAAUCACAAUCACCAUCACCGUCAUCAGCAGCAGCAGCGACGGCGCAGACAACAGACCAACAACCGCAAACAAAAUCACAAUCACCAUCACCACCAACAACCCCGAGCAGACAAACAGGACCAACAACCGCAACAAAAUCACAAUCACCAUCACCAUCAUCAGCAGCAGCAAGCGACGGCGCAGACAACACGACCAACAACCGCAACAAAAUCACAAUCACCAUCACCGUCAUCAGCAGCAGCAGCGACGGCGCAGACAACAGGACCACAACCGCAACAAAAUCACAAUCACCAUCAACACCAACAACCCCGAGCAGACAACAGGACAAACAACCGCAACAAAAUCACAAUCACCAUCACCGUCAUCAGCAGCAGCAGCGACGGCGCAGACAACAGGACCAACAACCGCAACAAAAUCACAAUCACCAUCACCACCAACAACCCCGAGCAGACAACAGGACCAACAACCGCAACAAAAUCACAAUCACCAUCACCGUCAUCACACCGGCCGGACUUGCACGACUGGAUCCGACGCCCACACCGCCCGCGACCUCUUGCACCCACGCCCACGCCCCAUACCUCCUUGUGA